Molecule: messenger RNA, 2905 nt
Organism: Solea senegalensis (Senegalese sole)
Lineage: Eukaryota; Metazoa; Chordata; Actinopteri; Pleuronectiformes; Soleidae
Gene: ube2nb
Product: ubiquitin-conjugating enzyme E2Nb
Exons: 4
Coding region: 92-553 (153 amino acids)
Source: RefSeq, a predicted model, not a curated record
AGUGAGUUCUCUGUCCCCGCCCCGGCAGCUCAGUCACUCCAACCUGAAGAGAAGGAGAGUCCACGGCUAAAAAUAUAAUAGCUAACACAAGAUGGCCGGUUUGCCUCGUAGGAUUAUAAAGGAGACACAGCGGUUGAUGGCAGAGCCUGUCCCAGGGAUCACGGCUACACCUGACGAAGCGAACGCACGUUACUUCCAUGUGGUCAUUGCGGGGCCUCAAGACUCUCCUUUUGAAGGGGGCACAUUUAAACUUGAACUAUUUCUUCCAGAAGAGUAUCCCAUGGCAGCUCCCAAAGUGCGAUUCAUGACCAAAAUCUACCACCCCAAUGUUGACAAACUGGGAAGAAUAUGUUUAGACAUUUUGAAAGAUAAGUGGUCUCCAGCCCUGCAGAUCCGUACAGUGUUGCUAUCGAUCCAGGCAUUAUUAAGUGCUCCCAAUCCAGAUGAUCCCCUGGCAAAUGACGUCGCAGAGCAGUGGAAGAAAAAUGAAAGCCAUGCCAUUGAGACAGCCCGAACAUGGACCAGGCUCCACGCGAGCAACACUGAAGUAUAGAAGAAGCGAGACGAGGCGUCUGAAUGUGAUCCACAAAAAUGUACUCCUAUUCUGUCAAAAUUUGAAUUUAAUGGACACAAAAAAAAAGAGAAGAGAAAAAAAGAUUAUAAGUCCAAAUCUAUCUGAAAGAAAUGACAAGAUUCACUGCUGCAGACCUCUGGGUGACUUACUUUCCUCUCUAAGACGCGUUAAAUGUGUGUUAGUCAUUUCUUUUUCUCCCCGUGUUGCUAUUUAAAAUGCAUGGACAGAGGACGGCACCCUCCCCACUACAGUCUUAAAAAUAACAUUAUAUAUGUUGUCCUGAACUUAGGCACAUACUGGUACGUUUGCAAACUAUACAUUAAAGCUGCCCUUCUUUUAACACAUGCAUCAUUUGUCAACACAUCUGUAUGUCUUCUUGUGAGAGGUGACAGGAUUUUUGUUAUUUCAACGCUUGCAGAAUGUACGGCUGUGCCACCACACUGUUGACUCGCAGGAGGAAAAAAACAAUAUGAAUGAUGAUGUUUCCCCCUUUACUCUUUUUAGGGAAUACCAUGACUUUUUUUUAAUGACGUGAGCCCGUACGUUCAACAAACGGAAAAUGAAAAAGGUUAGUUGAAUUCCCACACAUUUGUGCCUGUGCCCACCCAACAAUUUAGCAACACGGAGUAAGUAGAUGGUGGUGCAGCUGCUGUAGUUUAGUGUCAUCACAAAUACUCAACACUGGUGAAACGUAUUAUUAGUAUAACAAAAUAUAAAGUAUUUAACUUCGGGAAGUUAGUUAAAAAAAACAUUUAAGCGGCCAUAAUGAGGGACUUGUUCAGCUGAAGAAAGAGAUGUAAGAGGUGUUUUCAUCUAGAGGCGGGGGGGGGUGGUGGUGAAUCUUGUAUACCUGCCAAAUCUGCUGGUAGAAUUUACAUAGUAUGUGGGGUAAAAAAACAGAUUUCAUUUUACAGCAUUUAGUCAGCGGCUAGGAUCGAUUUCUGUCUCCAACAGGUGGGAUUUCAUAUAAUUUACACGAAAUACAUUUGAUUGUAUUAUUGUUAGUACACAUCUGAGUCCAAGCAUGUAUAAUAAUCCACAAUCUACUGGUUUAAAUGUAAGCUUUUGUUCAGCAGAAUAUUAAAUGGAAUUAGACGUGAGAAGCUCGGGGUUGUAACGUUUGCGGUUUUUAUCCUCUGCGAUCAGUUUUCCCCUCAUCUAUAUGAUUUAAUGUGGAGACUUUGCAGCCUCUGUCGGACAGUGUGGGGAGGGCGAGCGAAUCACUUCCACUCACUUUAAAAAAAAAAGAAAAGAAAAAAAGCCAUUUUCAACAAAUCUAGAAAGGGAGCAGAGUAUAAGGAUGUGUGGAAAAUGUCGGGGUUUUUUUGUUUUGUUUUUUUUUCAAAGAGAGGUGUGUGAGCUGUUUUAUUUUUGUUUGUUUUUUUUAAAUGUCUGUUCGUGCUAUAUGCGUUUGCUUGUUCUCUAUUUUAUUUACAGUGUUAAUUUAAAAAAAAAAGGCAUGUACUAUAAACACACUGUUUUCAAGUUUCCUUCAGGGUUGUUGUUGGAGUGGAGGUGCUUCCUUUUUAAAGGGAGAGUUGAGGCUUUUUUGAACGUCUUCUGCUUUCUUCGAUAUACAGAUCUGUGAUUAUGCAAAUGAAUUAAAUCGAUUCCAGUGGAGAGCCUGGAUUUCUGUAGUGGACAAAAAAAGGCCUUCGUUUUGCUGUUACAGACUUAGAAAAAUUAGAGUUCCUUCAGUUCUGCACAUGUGAAAUCUUGCAUCGAAUUCUGGUUUUGAGAUUUGUCACUGACCCGUAAAAAAAAGACGCUUUCUAAAAAAAAAAAAAAAAAACCUGAAACUUUUCCUUUUAACAAUACUGUACUCGUGGGUUUGAGGGAUCAGUGUGACUUUAGUGGGCGUAGACUCUUCACAAUCACGUCGCUUCUGUAUCUGAAGGAGUACUGACACGUUUUGUUGUAGUUAUACUAUUUUAUUUUUGUUCAGCGUUUCUCCUUACUUGCUCUUUAUUCGACGUACCGCAGGCUUGGUGUUGCUUAGAUUCGUUUGUGUCCUCUCCUCGCUCCCAGAAGUAUUAACCAAUAACUCGAUCCGCCGCAUUCACUCAAGUCCGUAAGAUGGAGCACGGCUUAAGACCACGGUUAAUUUAUUGUCUCGCUGAGGAACUUGACGGUAGUCUUAAAAAAAAACGAGAAGCAGUCACUCACUGGAUUUUUGAAGCAUCUAGAUCAAAAUAUUGAGAUCAAACUCAUCAUUAUUAUGAUUAAUCAGCUCCCCAUGUGUAAAGUAAAAGAAGAGUUCUGUCGUGAUUUCAGUACAUUUGCAUACAUGGCUCUUCAAAUACUCUGUAAAUAAACUGAGUUGAGUAAGUA